AUGUCAUCUUCUCUCCUCUCUCCACCCCUCGAGCUCCAAUCACUAACUCCUGAGUUGUCGUCCCAGCUUAAAGAGCGUUAUGACAAGUCUCUUUUCGAGAUCAUCAGCACGAACUGGAAGUGCAAGUUCUGCCAAACCACUGACGAGCUGAGUAGUUUCCGAAACGCUGUCGAAACGCUCGACGAAGAUGAACAGGGUUUUGUGCGGAGCUUUCGAGAGUUGGUCCCACUUACCGUAUACGAUACUUAUCAACCAUUCGUGGCUCGGUUCUUUGAUUCGCCCUGCCAAGAAUCCGAGGUCGUUGACCUCCUCGCACCUGGUCUCCCUGCCUUUAUUGCAGCCUCUAGUGCGACCUCGGGCAAGGCACCCAAGUAUUUCGCGAAGUAUAAAGCACCAAAAUAUGUGCCAUCAACCGCUCAAACUCAGAGUCUAUACACCUAUCACAUAAUGUACAGGGAGGUCUUGAAUGUCUUCCGCGGGGAUCAAGACAUCGUUCGAAAACUUAUCGUCACCACGGCGAGGAGUGGGUUGUUGAGGAUGCAUAUGGGAUGGGAGCCGGAACAAGACGAAGACAGAAUGUCACUUAGGAUCCCAGGGGAAACUGCUCCGCAUGCAUUAAAAUUCGUCUCACAUCAUCCUUCAUUUCUUCUCUUGCACGCGCUUUUCGCGCUGGCCGAUCGUAGUAUGGACACAAUUCGGGUCCUUUUCUGCACAACAUUGCUCGAUCUAUUUAUGUACAUCAACCGUGAUUGGGUCAGCCUUGUGGACGCCAUCGAAAGAGGAACCAUACCUGAACUUGAACAUAUCGAGCACGUCCGGGACCACCUGCAGCGGCACUUGGAUGCGGAUCCUGUCCGCGCCGCCGAGCUUCGUGCCGUCGGACCACCUUCCAAUACCACUGGAUGGGCAAAAUAUGUCUGGCCAAAUCUAAAAGUGGCAUUCAGCAGCGCAAGCGGCCCCUUCUCGAUUGCUGUUCCAAAGGUAAAGGAUAUUCUUGGGCCUGAUGUGGUACUCCACACACCAGCAUUGGGUGGGAGUGAAUGCUUCGCUGGCGCCGCUUAUCAGUUCGGAGACCUCAAUCGAUUCAAAAUGUCGUUGGAUGACGCAUACAUCGAGUACCUGGACGUGGCCUCAGAGGAGGUCUCCAGCAACAUACGCGCGGCGUGGGAGAUUGAACCAGGAAAACACUACGAGCUUGUCCUAACCACUUGCAACGGAUUCUGGCGCUAUCGUCUUGCUGAUGUGAUUGAGUUGCUGGGCUUCGCUCCAGACGAUGGUUCUCCCAUAGUGAAAUUUGUUGAACGGCGGGAUGCUGUGAUAAAAUUCGAUGGUGCAUUUGUAACGGAAGCUCAGCUGCUCCAAUCAGUAUAUUCUGCAACCCAAGACACGAUCGGACAAGUGAUUGAGUUCACUUGCUUCAAAGACGUUCGCAAACUUCCCGUAACCGUCGGAUUCUUUGUGGAACUGGCUCAGGAGCCAGGUCUGCCAGGCACCUCCGAAACCCGCCACCAAGCGAAGCAGCGGCUGCUUGAUGCCCUCUCAAGUGCGAACGAGAAUAUCGGACAGGCCUAUCGUGCCGGGCUGUUCGGUAUGCCCACGAUACGUGUGGUCAAGCCUGGAACAUUCAUGGAAUUUAGGAAACGGAAGGGCGACGCGUCUGCGAUGGGCACGUCUCAAACGAAAGCGCCUCUUGUGAUGACUGAAAUCGCAGCUCAGGAGUGGAUGAUGGAUAGAGUAGAAUUGGAAAUCUAG
Suillus clintonianus is the source of this 1752-nucleotide messenger RNA. Its product is annotated as GH3 auxin-responsive promoter. NCBI's taxonomy places the organism in Eukaryota, Fungi, Basidiomycota, Agaricomycetes, Boletales, Suillaceae. The transcript is spliced from 7 exons. The coding region runs from base 1 to 1752 and encodes 583 amino acids. Gene Ontology annotation, molecular function: acid-amino acid ligase activity. Gene Ontology annotation, cellular component: cytoplasm. The record is from RefSeq and is a predicted model, not a curated record.